UAUUUAAAUUAAUUUAAAAAAAAACGUCUCACGCAUGUAUCUCUCUCGUGUAAACUUGCUAAAAUCGAAUAGAAAUAUGUCAGAUUUAUUUGUCAAAAUCAAGUUGAUUUUCGCUGACAAUGUAUUUUAUAUAUUGACAAGUUUAAAUGUAAUCGCGAAAGAUCGGACAUAUAUAUCUCGAUCACUACGAUGUCACGUGUUAAUUAUCGCUAAUCGCUACCGUCCUUUUUUAAAUUGUCGACGCAGAGUCUUCGAUUCGAAGACUAAACCAAGACUUUUAUCGGUGGCGGUGUCUCGUUUCCAUUACCGCUGUGCAGCUCGAUGCACAUUGCAGCUUCCUACAACCCCCUCGCGAUAUCCUCGGUCGCGGUCGCACACGUACUCUCACGUGGACGGCGGGGCAUGCGCGUGUUCCCGCGUUCAGCUGCGAGGGUAUAAAAGAUCGCGGGUCGAGCGCAUCGGGCUCAGUUUAAUCUCGUGAGAGCAAAACGUAAAUUGAGAGCAAAUCGUCCUGACGAGGAGAAGAAACGAUCGAGCGAUCGAUUGAUCGGAAAAAAAAGAUAAAUACAGCGGAGUAAUAAAUAUAGUCUGGGGUUGCCAAAAGACCCAAAAGUAUCGCGGAGUAACAGGUGGCCAUUUCCGUGUAUGAAAGUUGGACAGACAACUGGGAUCCACUUUCGGUCCACGCGCGGCAAGUACGCGCGCGGCGCAACGGCAGCACCCGCUACAUAAAUCCGCGUGGAUAUAUACAUCUAGAAUCUACAUACGUCCACAAUAUCCGAAAGGACGAAUCUAUGCAACGGUUCACGUAAUAGACACGUAAUAGUGUUACCCGGCCGCCACGGUAUCCAUCUUCGUUCUUUGGAUAUCUCGUUGCGUUACCGUUGUAGAACCGUGUGAUUUCAAGUGUCACGAGUUCAAAUGUCAAAUGAUAUGGAGGAGUCCACGCAGCUGACCGUGGAUGAUUUGAACAAUCACCGACAGCAUCAUCAUCGAUAUCAUCAUCAUCAUCAUCAUCAUCAUCACCAUCAUCACCAUCAUCAUCAUCAUCGAGGUAGAACGCCGGUGAUGGGUGAGAUUGGUGACGACGAGUGCAGCACUGACAGUGGCUGCAGCAGCGGUGGCAGUACCGGAAGCGGAGAACAUCUGUCGCGGCGCGGCAGCGGUGAACGAUUGUGCAGAUCCAGCAGGUCUCCGAGAACACAUUGCUAUCCGGAGCGGCUGCGAGGACGACCGACGCGAUCGCAAGAGCGGCUUAGCACUAGCGUGCAAAGAUCGUCGGAGCGCACCUGGAGCCCUCCCAAGGACGUCAGGAGUCUACCUCGUGGUGGUGUUUCGCCCUUGUCGUACUCCUCCAGUCCUUCGGAUGCGCAUAGCAGCAGCGACAGCGACUCUCUCAAGAGGUCCUCCACCGCGGAAACUCUACGACGGGCCUUUCAGAAUCUCAAGAUCACCUCAUCCAAAUGGGAUAGCAACAAGGAGAAGAAGCACGCGAAGAAGAGCCCGAAGAGGAUCUUGCGUAGUCCGGUGCCCUACAUAUAUGUCCGAGGACCAUCCGGUCUACCCACUCAAAGGAUUCCCCGAAAUUCCGCUUUUCAACAGCAAAUGAUACAACCCUCCUCCUGCCAGGAUCCGAUCGAUCUCUAUCGAUAGACAUCUACACGACACCUCGUAAAUGGGCGAAUUUAAUGGGCGGAGUGAGUUUUAUCACCAAUUUCGAUCGCUGCGCAGGACCAAGAUACUAGGACUGAAGAAACUAAAAAGUUAAGGAUAAAAUCGAAAAGGCAUGCACGAUCGAACGUCGUCUUUUGAUCGUCGUGCUCGCGAUAUAACUACGAACAUAACUCGUUACGUCCCGUCACGUCGUCGUUGUUGUGACGUCUUUGCCAGAUAAAAAAUUACAAAUUCCAAAGGGAAUCACGCGAUAUCCGUAAUUUCUGGGCUCUUCCUGCAUUCCUUCCCCCUUUUUCUCACGUUCCUCCGUUUCCUCGUCGUUCAUUCGACCGCGAUUACAUUUCACGUGCCACUUACUCACUAUACCGUAAUAUAUCGGCGUAACUUCUCGAGUCGAAGCAGGCGAAUGCCUACUUCCCUUUUAAGUAGUAUAAGUCAAGCGUAUAACGCCGACUCAACGCGAGUUAUUAGGCUCGGCGAUGAGCUCAGCGAGACGAGCGAUGAGAAAAGAAAUGAAAAAACAAUUAACAUAAAGAGAGAUUACGUUAAACUACCGUAUCUCUUGAUAUAUACGCCACGAUCGUAAUGGUUGCAUAUACGAUCUUCGAUACUGGAUAAUAUGCAAAAAUUAUUUGCAUAUUAUUGAAUUACGAAAGUGAACGACAAAAGGACGUACGGUCGAUCUUGUUGAUUAUUUUCUGAAUUAUUAAUCUUGAAUUGAGAUAUCCAAUGUAUAUCAAGAGAAUAAGAUAAACUUUCGUGUAUUCAGGAUUGUCUGCACAAUAGUUUCUAAUACUUUUGCAACACCGAUUUUAUUAAAGACUUUGCCGCAGAGUGUUUAAAGCCAAAAAACUCUCUCUCUCUCUCUCUCUCUCUCGUCACGAUAUGUGUUGUGUACCUACAUGUAGAACUAUAAUACAGCCACUCAACUCUCAAUUAGAUAUUUUUCUCUGACUAUCUGACUAAUGUUCUCUGAUUAUAAGCGUACGCGAGAUGUUUAGAAUGUACGAACGUGCAGACUGAUAGAUUUAAUGUACAAUAUUAAUGUGUAUUAUAAUUCAUAUUGUCACUCAUCAGUUAUGCAAGAUUUUAUUAAACACAUCAUUAUCUCUAUAUUGUAAUUUCCACUAACAAGAAUUUAAUUAUUUAAUAGAAAUUACUCUCUUUAAUGAGAGGCGAGAAAUUACGAUGUGUAAUAAUAAUAAUAAUAAUAAUAAUAACAAUAACAAUAAUAAUUUCGCAAAAAGGUUAAAUUAAACUACUCGAUAUGCUGGAAAAUGCAAUUUUCGAAUGCAUUCAAACGACGCAUACAUGCCUCCAUGAAGGUAUCAAAGUAACUUUAUAGCGAGGGCUACGAAUACAUCUGAUUGUGAGAGAAAAAGUCGAACAAACGAUAAAUUAAUAUAAUUAUUUCUCGUUUAUACUUAUGCUGUUCCUUCAUUCAUCAUUGUUGAUCAUAAUGAAAAUGAUAUACUUUUAUCAUACUUUUCAUCGGCACUAUAAAGAGUCGCGAUUUCUUAAUCGCGCGAUAAAAGUCAAUUAUAUACGUAUAUCUAUAUCGGCGCGUAAAAUUUAUAGUAUAUCUCAAAAUUAUUUUAGAUCCAAAAUAAGGAUAUUGUUCUUAAUAACUUGUACUAUGAUAAUUGUAUUAUUAUAAUUGUGAAUUAUUAUGUAUAAGAAAAGCAAAUCACUCGUGUAAGAAUAUUGUUUAUAUCAGCGAACCAUCUCGGUUGCGCGAAAGAAAAAGUCUUUUAUUUGUAUAUAUAGUAAUACUAAAAAUCAAGUAUUCAAAAAUCAGUAUUAUUUAAGUACAAGAUAUGUAAAUACAUUAUAAGAAUUGGGAUCGACGGAUAUUGUUGAAAAAUAAUAAGCGAUACAUAUCACUAUUGAUGCUUUCCAAACACUCGUAGCUUUUAAGAUAUUAAUGAGCAAGAUUGACUUGAGUUAAAAUAAAAAAGAACAAAGUGCGCGUUUAAGUUUUUUUAGAA
This is a messenger RNA of Temnothorax curvispinosus, 3662 nucleotides long. Its product is annotated as lateral signaling target protein 2 homolog. NCBI's taxonomy places the organism in Eukaryota, Metazoa, Arthropoda, Insecta, Hymenoptera, Formicidae. The transcript has a single exon. Bases 922 to 1653 code for a protein of 243 amino acids. The record is from RefSeq and is a predicted model, not a curated record.